CUGUUUGGAGCUCAGUUCUCUGACCCAGCCAUGAGCAUCAUCGGGGCUGAAGAUGAGGAUUUUGAGAAUGAAAUAAAUGACUCACAGGGGACUGAAAGUCAGUUUCCGUACUUCAACAGCAUCGAGCAGCUGAAGACUCAUCCGACUCACCUGCUGGUCUUCAUGCAACAUGUCAUUCUUCAGUUUGAUCCUGCUCCCCUGCUGUGUUAUCUUCACGUUGACCUCAUCAAGAAACUCAGUGCAAAAGAGACCAAAAAACAGUAUGUGGAGUUCCACAACACCUUCCUGGACAAGGGCGCUAUUCUCAGAGUGACUGUGACGCCUAAUUUAUCCAAUGAGCUGGACCGGACCCGCCCAGAUUUGCUCUCAGAUGAUAACCAAAAACGUUUGGCUCACGAGGUUCAGGAUCAGCAGAUUUCUGAGAUAAUUAAACAGCUGGAAGACUUUAGGCAGAAGAGGAUGAUGGGUAUGACCCUCAAUGAGAAUGAACUGAUUGAUGUCGAGAGCCACUAUCCCACCGACCGAGUCCCGAUGGAGAUGAAAGAAAAAUCUAUGGCUGAGUACCUACUGGAGAGGAUGUUUGAAACACAAUUUCAAGUUGUCUUGGACGAGGAGAAAUGCCAAGCCAUCUUUACUGCAGUUGCUGUCUACAUGAAGCACCUUGGAAUUAAAUCCAAGUCUGUCGAUAGUAAAAAGUCCAGACGGGGUUUCUUUGGAUUACCUAUAAAGGUUAUAAAGGAUGGCUCUAGGAACAAAACCGGCCCGUUUCAUAAAGGAAAGAAACUACCAAACUCUGAACCCGGACCAAAAACGGAGCCUAUAGGCAAUACUUCAAGCAGAGGCUCCGUGAGUGAAAAUACAGUCCUUACCCCCGUCAAAGUGUCUGGUGGCAGCGUAGGUCCGAGCCCAGUAUCUGACGCAGAGAAUCCUGACGGGUCAGGCAGUAAAAACGGUACUGCCUCCAACUCGGAGCCCCUUCAGCCCGAGGGCCCAUCAAGCAAUCGCCCAGAGCCUCAGACUGUGCCGGACAGCGUUGUUGUGUCUCCUAGGCCGGGAGCAGAGCUUACCAUUGUGGAGCCCACCUCACCAAAUGAACCCCCCUCAGUGGAGUCUUUGGAGACCGACAGUUCUGAGGGGCUAGCUUUAGCUCGUGACAGCUCCAGCCAGUCGCCCACCAGUCCCUCCCCACAGCUAGAGGAGAUAGACCCACGUCUCCUGGAGUUUGAGCAGGAUCCACCCAACUGGAGGGAGCUGGCCCCUCCUGAUGCUUUAAAGAACCUCAGCAAAAAGGAGAUCAAGAGACAGGAAGUUAUAAAUGAACUGUUUACAACAGAACACGCUCAUGUGCGAAUGCUGAGCGUUCUUCAGAUGGUGUUCGUCAAGCCGUUGGAAAGGGAGGCGUUCAUGGCCUCUUUGGAGCUUGAUGCCAUUUUUCCCGGCCUUGAUGAGAUGCUUGAAGAGCACUGUAAGUUUUAUGAAAACCUGAAGAAGUUGCGUAUAGAUGACAACUAUAUAGUUAAACACAUCAGCCCCACAUUGCUCAACAGAUUUGACGGAGCAGAAGGAGAAUGGUUUCGGAAACUGACAGCCCGGUUCAGCAGUCACCAGACGUGGGCUCUGGAGCAAAUCAAGAGCAGGCAGAAGAAGGAACCACGCUUUAACGCUUUCAUACAGGAGGCAGAAAGUAAACCUCAGUGCCGCAGACUGCAGCUCAAGGACAUUAUUCCCACAGAGAUGCAGAGGCUCACAAAGUAUCCGCUGCUGCUGGAGAAUAUCGCCAAGAACACAGAGGACCCCAAAGAGAAGGAGAGAAUCCAGGAGAGUGCAGAGUGCUGCAAAAAGAUCCUCAACCAUGUCAAUGAAGAGGUCAAAAAUGUGGGCAACAUGUUGUCUCUAAAGGAAUACCAGAAGAAACUGGACACAUCAGGACUCAAACCCAUGAAUGACCUUUAUACUGAAUAUAAGAAUAUUGACUUGACUCAGAGGAAGAUGCUUAAUGAAGGUCCACUAAUCUGGAGAGUCACCAAGGAGAAGACUAUUGAGGUGCAGGGUGUGCUGCUGGGGGACCUGCUGGUGCUCCUACAGAAACAGGAUGACAAAGUGGCCCUCAAAUGUCAAAGCAAAAGUAACAUUGCUGUGCAGGAGGGCAAACAGAUGCUGAGCCCCAUUAUAAAGCUGGACUCCGUUUUUCUCCGCGAUGUGGCAACAGAUCGAAAGGCUUUCUACCUGAUAUUCACCUGGGAAAGUGGUGCUCAGAUCUAUGAGCUAGUAGCUUCGUCUCUCGGGGAGAAGAAGGCCUGGACUGAGGUGUUGAAGUCAACUUUAGAAGAGCUGAAGAAGAGCGGACCAUCCAGCAUGUUGACUGUGCCUCCCGGGGGUGGAGGAGCUCCUUUAAGUCCUACCACCCUGACCGCCCCCUUGAUCCCAACUGAGAAUGGAAGUUUAAAAAGCGGCAGUGAUCACGACAGGGACAGCUUGGCAGAUGACAAGUCCGAUCACAGGCACAGGCUGAUGAAUUUCCUGACAGAGAAAGGCCUUGGUGUGUUAAGCCACUCCAAUAGCAAUCAGGAGAAGGUGGCCAACAACGCUCUGCAUGAAGUGAUGUCACUGAAAAGGUUGUUAAUCGGCAGCAUCAGUCUGUCAGAAGACUCGCAGCCAGUUGAAGAAGUUGAAGAGGAGCAAUCAACGGAAGGCUCUCAGUCAACAGGAGAAGGUGAGGCCACAGACAUGGGUUAUUUGGAGGUGAAUACCAACAUGUGUGAAAGAGAAGGUGCAGAGUCAAAAGACAAUGAAGAUAGGAACAUCAGUGCACCCCUGGUGCUGUCCCAGGAGAGGAUGGACGAAGUGCGCCAGAGGCUGCACAGCCUGGAGGAACAACUAAAGAAACUACAGGCUGUUGAAGAGGAGCAUCACAAACUGCAGGAGACCCUUUCUGAGUUCUCUCUAGAAGAGGGUAACUUCUAG
Nematolebias whitei (Rio pearlfish) is the source of this 2964-nucleotide messenger RNA. It is a transcript of the gene arhgef1, whose product is annotated as Rho guanine nucleotide exchange factor (GEF) 1b. Gene Ontology annotation, molecular function: guanyl-nucleotide exchange factor activity; G protein-coupled receptor binding. The transcript is spliced from 28 exons. Gene Ontology annotation, cellular component: cytoplasm. NCBI's taxonomy places the organism in Eukaryota, Metazoa, Chordata, Actinopteri, Cyprinodontiformes, Rivulidae. Gene Ontology annotation, biological process: intracellular signal transduction; G protein-coupled receptor signaling pathway. The record is from RefSeq and is a predicted model, not a curated record. Bases 31 to 2964 code for a protein of 977 amino acids.